GUCGUCGUCGUACUACCGGGUAGUAUGUCCGAGGCCAAACCAAAGAAGCGAUUGGAUGCGGUGGUCCGUAGCCGCGUCCAGCCAGUGCUCGAGCUGCUGCACAAAGCCAACACGUCAUCGCAGGACUUGAGUGUCGAGUCGCAGCAACUUCUCGCCGAAUUGAGCCGCACAAAGCGUCGCGUGAGUCGGUUUUGGAUUGAAAAGGCGGUCGUAAUACUGGACGCAUUGCAAAUCUAUGGGCUCAUGUGGCAAUUGGCCCAAAUCUGGCCAUGGCCGUCCAAGUGGCUUGCCGCCACGAGAUGGACGGUGCUCAGCAACUUGGACAUUCUCAGCCUCACGGCGACGGGGGCGGGAAUGGGGCAGGCAAACCCCCCGUUUUCCCACUGGGGCGACUUGCGUCAUUACUGGGCGUACGCGUUGGGGUUUGCACUCGUGCCGUAUAUGUUGGGUAUCGGAUGGUGGUGUGCGUUUCGGCAUUGGCGGUCGUCGGGGGACGUCAGCUUUUUGUCCAAACGAGCAGUAUUGGAGAACAAGCUCCUCCUUGUCCUGCAGUGGAUGUACUUGCCGAUUGGGCUGGCUGUGUCUCGGCUAUGGCACUGUCAAGAUGCACCCAACCCACUCGACCCCACAGAAAUGCUGUCCAGCAUGAGCGUCGACGCCACCGUCGCAUGCCUUGGCACGACCCACACAAUGGCAUUGAUUGGCAUUGCGGGGGGGCUGGGGCUCCCGUUCCUCGUGGGGUUUCCCAUCCUAUUGUACCACCGCAUCAACUUUAUCGGGGCGUUCUCCGAGCCAGAGCGUCACGAAAGGUUCAUCCAAGCUAAGGAACUAACUUAUCUCUUGAACGUUUCGGACGAUUACUAUGUGCUCAACGUGGCACAAUAUGCGUCGUACUCGCGGGACAUGCGACUCUUUCCCGUCCAUGUGUGUGUGUUGAAGGUGGUGCUGCUGGGCGUCUUUACGUUUGGCCGGUCCAGGUACCCGUCAAUUGACAUGCAGCCCCUGCAGGGCAUGCUAUUUGCCGUCGUGUUGAUCGUGGUGGUGACACACCGGUCAUGGUGGGCGUCGCCCUUUCGAUGUCGCAGCACCGCCCAGCUGAGUUUUGUGUUGGAUUCGUUGCUCACGUUUGAUGCCGUCAUGGUGCUUUUAUCGGCCAACCCGAUCAAGAGCGCGCUCACAGUGGCGUCGGUCAAAGUAGCGCUGCUUGGGUUUGUACACACCAUGGGAACACUUGUAGUCGCGGGAGUUGUGGUCGGCACGUUUUGCAAGAAGAAGGCGCGGCAGCUCAACUGGCCCACACACAUCCACAUGCGGCCGCUGGUGCGCCACGUGGCGCAAGUGACGAAGUGGGUCACGGCGCUCAAGGCGGCCGACCACGUCUUGCAACGCUCAUUUACUGCGCCUGCGCAAGUGCAGCCCACGGACGAGUUUGCGCGAGUGGUCGCAGACUUACAGCAAUGUGCGGCGGAUGCGGCGCAACUGGACCAUAUUUUACAUGAUCAACUACACGAAAUGGCGGCUCUGAUCAGUGCGGCAUACGUCGAAGCGUUGGGGUCGGCCGUUCUCGCGUCCGAGCGAAUUGACGACUGCGUCAACAAGUUUACAUCUGAACUCCAACACUACAAAUACAAACACGACAUGUUACCGCCACCCAAACGCAACGCACUGUACAAGUUGCAUGCACUCAAGACGUGGCAAUCCCCAGAUGUGUGCCGCGUGGCCGUACUCCAGCAGCAGCACAAGUCCCCUCCAGGGGUCGACGACUUCUUGCCAGAACCUAACAAGUUUCAACAUCUCGACGUCCUUGUGUCCACGGACCCGCAAUUGAACUUUCCGUCCCACGUUCCGUCGUUUUCAAGCCUAUUGCAACACACCAGACGCCCCCCCACGUCGAAUGACGACCAUGCACUCAUUGCCGUGCAUUGGAGUGCGGUCAUCUUGUCCAACACAAAUGUCAACAACAGCCCAACACACGAGGCUGAACCCCCCAAUGUACAAGAACAGGAAGACGCUACGGUAUUGGCCACAGUAGUGCAAUAUGAAUCUCCAUGGCUACUGGUCAAGCUGCCCUUGCUGAGUGACGUUGAAGAUGCGAAUUGGACGGUGCUUCAAGGAUGGAUCCACGUGGCGUCCCCGUGUGUGUCGUUGCUCGUGUGCCAUGAUCCUGACACCCAAAACCUGUUUGACGAGCUCAAGGGUUUGCAAAUAAUGGUGGUACGACCUGCCAUCCCAAUGGACGCGUCCGUCAUAUCCGCCUUGAUCGACGCCUCGAGGACCGCCACUACUACCACGGCCCCACUCGCGACUGCGGCAACGAGCAAAGCGCUAUUGCGCCAACAGUGGAGGCGGUGCAUUGACCAAUGGAACGUUCAGUUUGUGCUUCGACACGGCCGCGCACCCACGGACUUGGACAAGGCCAAGAUUCGCCUGUGGUAUACCCUUUUCCACGCCCUUAAUUGCCCCUCUCAACCAAUAUAAACCACGCCCCCUAACACGAAAUCUAGUCCAUCU
This is a messenger RNA of Aphanomyces astaci, 2511 nucleotides long. RefSeq lists its product as hypothetical. The record is from RefSeq and is a predicted model, not a curated record. The coding region runs from base 25 to 2478 and encodes 817 amino acids. Lineage: Eukaryota; Oomycota; Saprolegniomycetes; Saprolegniales; Verrucalvaceae. The transcript has 10 exons.